AGUUGUCACGCAAGCUUAUCGUCUCUGUCUGUCUCCCUGUAUCUGUAUCUGUCUCUCUAUCUGAGGAAAGCAACUGUGAGAAGUGUGUACUUUACGCCAGAGAGAGAGAGAGAGAGAGAGAGAGAGAGAUGGCUUCCUCGCUGGUUCUGGCGGUGGUGUUCGUGCUCGAUUUGAUAGCCUUUGCGCUCGCUGUCGCUGCAGAGCAGCGGAGGAACACCGCGACGAUUGCGGAAGAUGCUUCAGAGAAGUAUUGUCAUUAUGAUUCAGACAUUGCGACCGGGUUAGGCGUGGGAUCCCUAUUGUUCCUUUUGGCUAGUCAGCUUCUGAUAGUGGCAGUGAGCAGAUGCUUAUGCUGUGGAAAAGCUCUGUUGCCAAGUGGUUCUAGGACUUGGGCUAUAGUACUCUUCAUUACCAGCUGGGUAUUCUUUAUUAUUGCUGAAGCUUGCUUGCUGGCUGGUUCCGUGAGAAAUGCUUACCACACCAAAUACACUACACUAAUUUCCAGUAACCCCCCAUCAUGCGAGACCUUGCGGAAAGGAGUCUUUGGGACUGGGGCUGCAUUUAUCAUCUUCACGGGCAUCGUUUCCGAGCUUUAUUAUGUUAACUAUUCCAAAGCAAAUGAAGCUGUUGCACCUUACACCAGAGAUACCGGCGUGAGGAUGGGGAAUCUGUAGCCGACUUUGGAUCUUGAAGGUAAUACAAUCGACAGCUUGGAAAUCUUCAACCAGUUGGUCUUAGGAUCGGAUUUCUUCGAUUUCUCUAGUCGAACGUUUCAAUCACAAGUCACCCAUAAUGAGAAGCAUUAUGCUUUGCAUCGAAGUUAUGUACACGGCCUAUGUAAAAAUGUGGAUUGGACAAGUUAGUGUGGAUCUCUUGACAAAUGAUCAUGUGUCAGUCUCGACAAGUGAUUCAUGCAUCCAUGCAUGCAAAGGCACCUAUGUCGCCGACUCCUGUUGGUAUAUGUAAACUCGACAUCGUGGUGUUGUUAGUGAGGUGAUUGGGAUUUUCUGUUUAAAUAAGUGCAAGGUCUUGAAUUCGAUUCUUUCUCAA
Messenger RNA from Eucalyptus grandis, 1050 nucleotides. RefSeq lists its product as uncharacterized. NCBI's taxonomy places the organism in Eukaryota, Viridiplantae, Streptophyta, Magnoliopsida, Myrtales, Myrtaceae. The transcript is spliced from 4 exons. The coding region runs from base 129 to 674 and encodes 181 amino acids. The record is from RefSeq and is a predicted model, not a curated record.